AUGAAUCAAGAUCAAGAGUUUGAUGAGAUAGAAGAUGAUGGAAUUUGUCGUACGCCAACAAUGAAAUAUUUUCAAAAGAAAAAAGCUGCUUCAUUGGAUUCUGAUAAUCAUCACCAGCAUCAUCAUCACCAUCAUCAAAAUGUCAUUGGUGGUGGUAAUAAAAGUUGUGCGACUGGAAAUGGUGGCAAGUUGAACAGUUCAAUAUCAGUGCCAUCAACACCGAAACAUUUGAUAGCAGCAAAUAAACUUAAAAUAUCAUAUGAUGGUGGUUCACGUCAUAAUAAUAAGAAAUUGGGAAGUUUUGAAGAGAGCAAUAGCACAGACUCAAAGAAACAUCAUUUAUCGACAACAUCACAAGUUGGUGGAAGGACAAAUUUUACAGCAUCGAUACAAACACUUAAUGUGAGUUCAAGUAAUUUAAAAACAUUGCCGGAAAUUAUGAGCAUAACUGAUUUCGAUGGAAACCAAUCGCCAUCGAAAGGACCGUUAAGAAUCGGUCCACCAAGUGGCAUUGCACCAUCAAAGAGUGGAAUCCUUCAAAGACGUGGAUCAAAUCACAGCUUAACAUUGAAUAUUGAUGGAAGUUGUGGAAAUUUAGCGCGCGGUUUAAGUAGCAGUAAUUAUAGUUUGGGAAAUAUUCAUGGAUCACAUUUAAGUAUUGCUGGAUCGAAUUCUAAUUUACCAAAUCGUGUGUCAAUUGUUAAGAAAAAUCUUCUCCAAAGACGAGGUUCAAAUACAAGCUUAACACUAAAUAUUCAAGAGCCGAGAAAUAAUUUAAAUCGAUUCAAUAGUCACAGCUCUCUAAACAUUGGUGGAUCCAGAAAAGGCUUACUUGAGAGACGAAACUCAAAUACAAGUUUAACGCUCAACAUACAAAAUCGUGGAUUAUCGAUCAGUAAUUGUAACUUAAGGGGAUCUGAGUGCAGCUUAAGUAGCGUUAAUACAAAUCAAAUGGCAGAAAUGAUGAUGAUGGAACAAGAAGCUGAACAGGAAGCAGAAGAACAAGCUGCGAAGGAACGCGAAAAUUCAUCAUCGAAAAGAGAUCAAAGAAAGUUUCUCAGUUCAGAAAAUCUUCAUAAACUCUCAGCACAAUCGCGUGUUACAAUUGGAGCUGGUCAUCAUGAAGCGAGUCAUCAUCCAACACCUUUUGGUUCCAGUGAUAAUUUAAAACAUACGCCAACAUAUCAAGAGAAGUUGACUGUCAUUACAACACAACCAUUAAGUCCACAAAGUACAUCAGAAGAUUUUAAAUGUUAUUUGGCGAAUAUUCAACUUUUACAGAACGCUUCGAGUGUUUUAAACGCAGAACAUUUGAAGACACUUCAUGGUUUAUUUCAGAAAUCUUAUAAGAAUCGAUCGAGAAUUUAUUUCAAUGAACCUUUUAUGGGGCCAUUUAGUAACGAUGAUUUUUUGAGUAGCCGUUUGGGACCGAUAAGCUUCUUCAGCUCGUCACCAAAUGAAAGCCAAAAAGAGCUUCUCAUUAAAGUUCAUCAGGAGUUUUGGCAUUUACCGACAAACUAUCAAGAUAAACCAAUGAUUUUUGGAACACAUGCUAAGAAUCGUUACAAAACAAUUCUACCGAACGAACAUUCACGAGUUAUUUUACAUAAAGAAGAAGGAUGUGAUCAAGAACCUUACAUCAAUGCUAACUACAUAAAGGGUCCUGAUUACUCAACUGACAGAUACAUCGCGACACAAGGUCCAAUGGAGAACACGGUUUAUGAAUUCUGGAUUAUGAUAUUACAAAAUAUUCAGAAACAUAAUGGCGAAGGCAUUCAGAAAAUGAUCAUGCUGACUGAUUUCCUUGAAACUAAUCGACAUAAAUGUGAAGUUUAUUUUCCAACAAAGCUUGAUGAUCAUGUGAUUUUCACGAAUACUGAGAAGAAGGAAGAUGAAGAUGUUGUGAAGGAGAAUCUUGAGAAGAUCUUUGAUCCAGGAAAAGAUGAAAUUGAUGAUGAAGAAGGAGCAGCAAAAGAUGUGUCAAAGAUUAAGUUUCACUUUUUUGCAGUGAAGAAUAUUGCGGUGUGUGAAAAGGAUGGAUAUUCUAUAAGAAAGUUGAAAAUUCAUUACGGUGACAAUUUAAUGAAGAAUAUUUAUCGGUGUGAUUUAUAUCAUUAUUGGUUCCGUGAUUGGCCCGAUCAUCGUUCUCCUAAAAACAUUGAUGUGUUGAUUGAUAUGAGUCUCGAUUAUUUGGAUAGAAAUUGUGUAAAAGAUUUUGAUGAAACAGCCGACGAGAAUGCUUGGAAAAAUGGAAAGCAUCCACUACCGAUCAUACAUUGUUCAGCUGGCAUUGGACGUACUGGAUGUUUUGCUGGAAUACUCAAUGCUUUGGGACAAAUUCGUGCAAAUCCCGAUGAUAUUGCAGUUGAUGUGCUUGGAAUUGUUUGCAACUUACGUCUUAAUCGAGGUGGUAUGGUGCAGAAUAGCGAGCAGUAUGAAUUAAUUCAUCGGACAAUCUGUCUAUAUCAUCAUAGAAUCAGUCAAAAAUGAAUGUUUAUUCAAAAUGAAAACAAAAUUUAAAAUUUUCCGACAUUUUAUAUGAAAUACUUUUUAAUAUUUCUUUAACUAACAUUUUGAACGAAUAAAUUUCAAAAAUAUUAUUAAAUGAAAUAGAAAUUCAUGGAGUUUUAACCUUAACUCCAAUCCAAAUUCAUCGUCGUUCUUAAUCAGAAACGAAAAAGGAAAUUAUAUUAAAAAAAAUAUAGUGAAAAUUAUCGUUGAAUCGUAGCCAAAUGAUCAUGAAAAACUCCCAUUGUUUGAAAAUUCAUAAGACAAAAUGGAAAUUGAAAAAUUUAAUAAAUAAUAAUGUGGUUCAAGGAUUAUCAUAAUAAUGGAAAGUUGUUACUUUAAGUUCAGGGAAAUUUAUAAUUUUUAAAAUCACUUAACUGUUUUUUUAAAUGAAAAUCAUUAAUCAUGUUGAAAAAAAGAAACUUUUUUAUUAUUUAGCUU
Clunio marinus is the source of this 2949-nucleotide messenger RNA. The record is from the annotation of a GenBank genome assembly. Lineage: Eukaryota; Metazoa; Arthropoda; Insecta; Diptera; Chironomidae.